UUUGAUAACUUGAUGAAUGAUGUCUCAAAGGAUAGGGCUGGGCCGCAUGCAAGCCUCUGCAAUGCACCAUGCGCAACGUGAGAUUUUAGCUUGUCACUGGCAAGGGCCUGCGAAUUUUUGAACGGCAUUGAUCGGCUCUGGGUUCAGCAUCAGUCUGUGUCGGGUUUGUAACUUCGUAGUUCAUGAAGAUUACCUGGUACAUGUAUGGGUGUGGCUGAAGGUAAUUGGUUGUGGCUUGCUACUGGUCAGCCACAACAAUCUUACCUGACGACGUGGGUUCGACUCCAAUCGUUGCCGCACGCCACAAAGCCUACAGCUCCGUUUUGAGCAGCUCGUACAUGUCCUACAUGCAACCUUGAACAAGAAGCACACGCCCUGAACGUCCGACGAUCUACUCCAUCUCACACGAAACUCCUCACCGCCACUGCAGCCGCAGCGAUGGCCGGCAAAAAGGGCGAAAACAGCAAGAAGGUGGCCGGCAACGCAAAGAAGGCAGAGGCAGCGGCACAGAAAGCUGCCGCCGAGAACGCAAAGGCUGAAGCCGCCGAGUCAGCCGAAUGGUCCAAGGGUGCCAAGGGCGCCGGGAAAAAGGAAGCGGAAGCGGCUAAGAAGGAAGAGGCUGCCCGCAAAAAGGCCGAGAAGGAGGCGCUGCUCAAGGAAGAGGAGGCCAACACCCCCGGACGAAACGAACCGAAGAAGACCAAGGCGCCCGUUAAGAAGUCGCGCGGUCUUGAUCUCGGACAGCUCGACGACAAUGGCAACGGCACGGCUUCGGCGCUGAACGCCACGGGCAUCGACAACGCCCUGGAUGCGCUGUCCCUCACCGCAGCGAACGACGAUGGCAAGGUCGACAAGCAUCCCGAACGACGAUACCCCGCCGCGUACGCCAAGUACGAGGAGCGCAGGCUGGCAGAGAUGAAGGCGGACGGCAGCGGAACGGGUCUGCGCCUUGACCAGCGCAAGACACGCAUCAGGAAGGAAUUCGACAAGCACCCCGACAACCCCUUCAACCAAGUCACUGCAGCGUACAAUGCCAAACGGUCAGAUAUAGACGAAAUCAAGCAGGCGGAGAGGGACAAGAUCGAGAAGCGCCUUGGAAAAUGAUCGGGUUGGCUCAAGUUUGACAUGACCAUGACGAUUCAACGAGGGGUAUGAUAUAGAAACGCAUGGUGAGACUGGAAUUGCGUAGCCAGGAUAUAAAGAAAAGGCCCUAUAUAUCGAUCGCGUCCUUCAUCCCUUGAAGAUAGUCACAAGGAACAUCUAAUAGCCAAAUGCUUCUUUCGAUGCCGCUUCUUGAACACCGUCGACCUUCGAGGAACCCCGCCAAAUGCCCCGCGAUGUCUUGGCGCCAUCAUUGCUCGGCAGAACCACACACCGCCUUGCCCUGACCGCCGAGUUCAGGUUA
Messenger RNA from Emericellopsis atlantica, 1405 nucleotides. RefSeq lists its product as uncharacterized. NCBI's taxonomy places the organism in Eukaryota, Fungi, Ascomycota, Sordariomycetes, Hypocreales, Bionectriaceae. Gene Ontology annotation, cellular component: nucleus. The transcript has 2 exons. Bases 439 to 1104 code for a protein of 221 amino acids. Gene Ontology annotation, biological process: transcription by RNA polymerase II. Gene Ontology annotation, molecular function: transcription coactivator activity. The record is from RefSeq and is a predicted model, not a curated record.